Schistosoma spindalis is the source of this 678-nucleotide messenger RNA. The record is from the annotation of a GenBank genome assembly. NCBI's taxonomy places the organism in Eukaryota, Metazoa, Platyhelminthes, Trematoda, Strigeidida, Schistosomatidae.
CCAGCUUGUUGAUCUCGAAGUUGAGCAGGUUGAUAUACAGAUUUUAUUAUUUUCUAUAAAAGAAAAAAAUGAGUGAAUGUCUAUCAAGUAAAUAAUAAAUGAUUUAGAUCUAUAAAAUAUGAAUUAUUGAUUGUCAAAAAAAUAUAUUUUACAAGUUUGUUUCUAAUUUGAUUUCUUUAUAGUUUUAAUUAUUUAUUAUAAUUUCCAAGAAGUAAAUAUUCUAUCAUAUGAUAAUUUUGUUUUUUUUUUCAAGUAUUUUUUUCUUUUACUCGAAUUUUCAACUUUUAUUUUGAUUAGAUUUAAGAACUUACAUUGUAAACAUUAAUAUAAAUGUUUUUGAGUAAUGCUUAUCAACAUAUGAUUUUGAGAUGGUGGAGAAGAUUUAUAGCUCAAGUGGAUGAUUUUGAUGGAGUUUUGUUCUCUGAGAUGGAUGGUUUGUUCUGUACAGGACAAGCUAUGAAACACAUAUGGAGAAAUUCGAGCACUUCACUUCUAUCUGAAGUUUGUGCUGAUGAUGUCAUUCAGAAGAACGAUGAAAGCUCAACAACCAAACCAUCCAGCUCUGAGAAAAAAACUUCAUCAAAAUACCUAACAACAUUUGUUACACAUACACAAUAUCGUUUUUUCUCGACCAAAACUUUGUAAUUAUUGAACUAGCUUAGAAAGCUAAUAAAAAGA